Oikopleura dioica is the source of this 351-nucleotide messenger RNA. The record is from the annotation of a GenBank genome assembly. NCBI's taxonomy places the organism in Eukaryota, Metazoa, Chordata, Appendicularia, Copelata, Oikopleuridae.
AUGAGUUUGAAAGAUUUAUCUGCUUAUGGAGAUCAGCAGCGGACCAUUAUGAUUCUGAGAGCGAACAUGCUCGGAUUCCAGAAGAGAUUGAUCUUUAUAGCCGGAAUUAUCUUCUUCUGUCUGCAGUAUGGGUGGAUUUAUUGGACAGCAGAGAAACUGAUUUAUUUUUCAAUAAAAUUGGGCGUCAUUUUUUAUGAAUCUUUAAACGAGGUGGUUCUGAAGUGUUUCGAUUUUAUGGCGAUCCUUGCUGUCUCAUUCUGGUACUUUUGCAUGGCGAGAAAAACCGUGAAGCACGAAAAUUCCGAUUCCGCGAAACGAAAUGAAUUUCUGUUCAAAGGCCGUACCUCCUAA